GGCGGGGAGUUGCCGGCGGGGACAGGGUGGGCUUGGAGAGGCGCUGCCGCCGCUGCCGCCGCUGCCGCCGGUGGUGGCACCGGGAGGGCACCGGCCAUGGACGCCACCACGCUGGAGCUGGACGCGGUGAAGUUCGCGCAGCUGGCGGUGCAGCGGGACCAGAGCGGGCGCUACCAGGAAGCGGUCUUCUACUACAAGGAAGCCGCACAAGCCUUGAUUUAUGCUGGGAUGGCUGGGUCAAACUUGGAAAAUAUUCAAGAAAAAAUAAAUGAGUACUUGGAGAGAGUUCAAGCUCUCCAUUCAGCAGUUCAGUCACAGAAAACAGACCCUCUGAAGUCAAAACAACAGUUGGACUUGGAGCGUGCUCACUUCCUAGUUACACAAGCUUUUGAUGAAGAUGAUAAAGGCAAUGCAGAAGAAGCUAUAGAGUUGUACACAGAAGCCGUGGAACUCUGUUUGAAAACAGCUACUGAAACUUCAGAAGCAGGCCUCCAGUCCAAACUGAAACAGCUGGCUCGACAAGCACUGGAUAGAGCAGAGGCACUGAAGGAAUCUAUGUCAAAGUCAUCUCAGAAAGAAAAGUCAACUGCAGCUAAACCAAAUCAGCCAGUGAGAACGUUCUUCCCAUUGGGACCUGAUUUUUCUUUAAAUGAUAAACCACAGACAAUCAGAGCAGUACAAGCUAGCGAACCUCAAGGUCAGAGAUACACUGCAGAGGAGAUUGAAGUGCUCAGGAAGACUUCAAAAAUUAAUGGCAUUGAAUAUGUACCUUUCAUGAGUGUCGAUCUGAGAGAACGUUUUGCUUUCCCUAUGCCUUUUUCUGAUAAAUGCGGGAAGUUACCAUUAUCCCCCAAACAGAAAGCAAUGUUUGCCAAGUGGGUGCGACCAGAUGACAUAACAAAUAACCCUACCAUGAUCUACACUGUAUCAAGUUUCAGCAUAAAGCAGACAAUAGUGUCAGAUUGCUCUUUUGUGGCAUCACUAGCUAUCAGUGCAGCAUAUGAAAGAAGAUAUAACAAAAAAUUGAUCACGAGUAUAAUUUACCCUCAGAAUAAGAAAGGGGAGCCAGAGUAUAAUCCAUGUGGUAAAUACAUGGUGAAGCUUCAUAUCAAUGGUGUACCUAGAAAGGUAAUCAUAGAUGACCAGUUACCUGUUGAUCAUAGUGGGGAACUUCUCUGCUCUUAUUCUAAUAAUAAGAACGAAUUAUGGGUGUCACUAAUAGAAAAGGCUUACAUGAAGGUCAUGGGAGGAUAUGAUUUUCCUGGAUCAAAUUCUAAUAUUGAUCUCCAUGCACUGACUGGUUGGAUACCUGAAAGAAUUGCUAUGCACUCUGACAAUCAAGCUUUCAAUAAAGACAGUACUUUCAGAAUGCUUUAUCAGAGAUUUCACAAGGGAGAUGUCCUUAUUACCACAGCAACAGGGGUGAUGUCUGAAGAGGAAGGAGAAAAAUGGGGUUUAGUUCCAACCCAUGCAUAUGCAGUCUUAGACAUAAGAGAAUAUAAGGGACUUAGAUUUCUUCAGUUGAAAAAUCCCUGGAGCCACUUACGUUGGAAAGGACGAUACAGUGAAAAUGACACAAGAAAUUGGACCCCAGAUUUACAAAAAUACUUGAACUUUGAUCCAAGAACAGCUCAGAAAAUAGACAAUGGCAUUUUCUGGAUUUCCUGGGAGGACCUGUGCCAGUACUAUGAUGUUAUUUAUUUGAGUUGGAACCCAAGUCUUUUCAAAGAAUCUACAUGUAUUCACAGUACCUGGGAUGCAAAGCAGGGCCCGGUGAAGGAUGCCUACAGCCUGGCCAACAAUCCUCAGUACAAGCUGGAAGUGCAGUGUCCACAGGGUGGUGCUGCCGUCUGGGUCCUGCUCAGCAGGCACAUCACUGACAAGGAUGACUUUGCACACAAUCGGGAAUUCAUUACAAUGGUUGUGUACAAGACUGAUGGCAAAAAAGUUUACUAUCCAGCUGAUCCUCCUCCGUAUAUCGAUGGUAUUCGGAUCAACAGUCCUCAUUAUCUGACUAAGAUAAAGUUGACCUCUCCAGGGCCCCAUACAUUUACCUUAGUGGUGUCCCAGUAUGAGAAACAAAACACUAUCCAUUACACCAUCAGGGUGUACUCCUUGUGCAAGUUCACCUUUUCCAAGAUUCCUACACCUUACACCAUUUCCAAGCGGGUUAAUGGACAGUGGAAAGGUCACAGUGCCGGAGGAUGUGGAAACUUCAGAGACACCUACAAAAAUAACCCCAUUUAUCAAAUCCAGCUAGACAAGAAUGGACCACUGCUAAUUGAACUACGGGGACCGAGGCAAUACAGUGUUGGCUUUGAACUCGUCACCGUCUCAACAGUAGGAGAUCCUGGUUCCUAUGGCUUUCACAAAAAGAGCAGUGGUGACUACAGGUGUGGAUUUUGCUACUUGGAAGUGGAGAACAUACCUGCUGGAGUUUACAACAUUAUCCCCACCACAUUCCUGCCUCAACAAGAGGGUCCUUUUUUCUUAGAUUUUAACAGUACUACUCCUCUUAAGGUGUCCCAGCUGCAGUGAGGAGACAUAUCUGUGCAGUACUGUUUAAGGAGGUGGUUUUGAUCUGUACUACAGGCUGAGAACAGGUGAAUAACCCUUCCUACACAUAUGCACAAAAGAAAAUUACAUUCUAAGUUAUAGCCAAAAGCAUGGAAUCACUGAUUGCCACUUACUUGUGGUAGGCAGUUAGCUGUGGGGUUUGCUGCUAUGGUACUGGAGGGAGCACUGUUCAACAGGCUUGGGAAUAGGCUAAAAUGCAUAUAUUCAAAUGAACCAGCAGAACUCAAUUUAUUGCAAUUUUCCCACGCUUUGAAUCAAAGUCCAGUGAGUUAGGAGAAAAACUAACACUGAAAUUCCCUUCUCCCAAAAUACAGGGUAUAUGGGUUAAAGAUUUUAUUCUUAAAAGUAAACAUUUAAGAAAAAAUAUUCUUGUGUAUUUCUGCUUAUUCAGUCUCAGGACCAAAUAGCUUUUACUACAUAUUUGUGCUGCUAUCUUGAAUGUUUUAAGCAUUGAAAUCACCUCUAAAUGUAAAUUUACUACUGCUGAGCAUGUAGUAGUCCAUGCGCCAACUUAUCUGGAAUAUGUAUAUAGGAGUAAAGGAACUAUUUCUAAGAGCUUCGCUCAUGUCACAUGUACUUUGAGAACUGUUAGUUCAUAUUGGUGUCACUUUAGUACAUAAAACAGCACAAGGUUCUCUGUGGUUUUCUUCCUACUAGCUGCCAGACCGAGCUUGAUCCUGAUCAGCAGUAAGGACAGGGGGUUAUCCAGCAGCAGCAUACGGAGAAUGCAGCAUAGACUUGCUUGAGCAGGUGUGAAAGAUUUUCAUCUGAAGAUCCCCACAGUCUCAGUUGCUGGUGGGGAGAUGGGAAACUGCCCACCAUCAGAAACCCAGCAAAGAAAUGUUUUAUUUUCAUCACUUUUAUAAGUAUUCAGCCUAUAGGGAAGGAUUAGUUAAGCCUCUCCUGCUAAUAAACCACAGCUGCAGGGAAUGCACUUGCUGAUUCCAUUAUACCAGACAUCUUUGAAAAGGUACUUUUUUCCUUGUAAGUUGAAACCAGUGGAUGAAUUGAGCAUUUGGCCACUGUCAUCAACAGAAGCAAGGUUAGAGUUUCUAAGAAAAUAGUGGAAGUGGGAUUAAUGCAGAAUGAGAUUUUUCCAGAAGCCUCCUAUAUGAGCUCCUCCUCUAGAUCUGUAUACAUUGUAUCUAAAGAGGAUUCAAGAUAACCAAAUUUUCAAUUUAAUACCAACUGCCUCAGAUCCUGAAAUGCAUUAAAUUUUGUCUUUUUUACAAAUUAUAUAAUAUUUGACAGCUGGGGGAGAGGAUGUUUUUAAAACAGUCAUGGGAAUUUUGCUGCCAUUCACAUUAGUUUGCCAGUUUUCCAAUCAAAACAGGUAGCAUUUAAAUCUUGCUUUAGAGCACAGGUGUCACUUGGCCAUUGGGAAACUGAGCACACAUUCUACAGGAGCACCAGAAAUAUCUGUGGGCUAAAAUUACUCCCACAGAGGUCUGCUAUUAGAAAAUACAAGAUUCUUUUGUUUCGUUUCCUUCAUCAGACAGCUGCUUAACAAGUGUCUAGUGCUGAAAGGGCACUGAUAGCUCAUGCCUUUGAAAAUAUGUCCUGCUGACUGCUGUUCUCUCAAAGGCCAUCUGGGAUAGGAAAUUUGGGACAGGUUUGUCACAGUGUGACUUACCUUCUUUUGCAGGGAAGUUUCUGCAUGGGCACAAGCUGAGCAAAGAAACAGAUUAGGUUCAUUGUAGUUACCCCCUGGCUUCUGGAGUAUAGGUCAAGGACAGCUUCAUCCCUACAAAAUGAAAAUUUCAUUCAGCUCACAUUUUCCCUACAGAUUUCUGUGAAGUUUUUAGCUCACGCUAAACCAGAAUCACAGUGGAGUCCUGCAUGUAUCUUAUCACCUGUGACGUUAGAGGUAGUUAGGAAGUCCCAACUGAGUAUCUUUUUGGCAGUACAAAAUGCAGAUGCCAGAACUGCCAGCUUUCAGUACCAAGUUCUUGCAAAUUCUCUGCUGUGUUGAGAUCAAGCUGGUAGACUUGCCUACAGUAAAAUCUGUUGUUGUUCUUCAGUAGUUGGUUUCUACUCAGCAGAAAGGAGUUUUUCUUUCUUUUUCCCCCUGAGUGCAAGCUACUGCCAAGCUUAUGCUGCAUGAAACGAGCAUAAGGCUCAGCUUCCAUACUGUGCUGAACUAAAACUAAACUCAACUAAAAGCAAGAAAUGUACUCACUGUCUGGCAUUAAGGACAAAGUAUCCUGUCCCAAACAGGAUGUGCUGAUAUUUCUUACAUAUACAGAACAGUCAGGGGAUUUGGCUUAUCUUAAAUCCCAUACAUAAAUGGAGACAAGUGUCAAUCUUAUUAAUAUAAAACAAAUCCUGUUCAAAUAUUGCACCUGCAUAGGCUACUAGAAUGCCAUCACUGUGCAUUUCUUUUAAAUAUAGGACAGAACACUCCGGUGGACUAUUUAAGAGGAACUGCAAAGAUUCUGGUUGUGGCAAAUUGAUUUUGCAACGAAGUUUUCUUGCCAUUUUCUCUUAGGAAAAAAUGUUAGCGUUUAUGAUUUGCUUUAAUAUUUUCUGUGAAAUAUAUACUUUAAUAUUUUUUCCACAAAUAAAUCUGGAAAAAUUAUUGGAAAGUGAAGAUUUUAAGACAACCUCAGGCCACAGUCUAAGCUAAGCUUUUCUUUCCCCUAUACUGUUUAGCAUUUUUUGAUCCGUGACAGAGAACAUGAGGUGGUGGGUUAUGCAGCAAGACUUCUAGAAAGGAAUAAGACCUGUGAAUGCAAAAAUUUAAAUAGCUGCCCAACAGAGGUAUAUUGGAUUUGUUAUUUUACUUCCAGUUAGACAGUCAUACACCUCUUGAUCCUUAAGUCUUCUCUUCCUCUAAAUAUACAAUUCAAGCUUUUAAAAAUUGAAAUACAAGGCCUCAGCAAGCAUCCUGCACUCCUAAGUUGAUUGUCACACAGGGUACACUUCUGAACUACAGCUAGAGCCACAGAUGAGGGAGUAACUGAUGAAAUGGAGGCCAGUUGCUGUAAGGGAUUUUAAGAGGAUUUACACAUUUUCUGAUUCAUUAAGGGAAGACUGCUACAAAGAAAUGACUUUUAACUCUCUGUCAGCAGUGCAGAGGAAUAACUGGAUAUAGCCUCUUCAAAAGUUUUAAUGUUCUCUUUACUUAUGCAUUGCAAAGCCUUUUCUGUGUAUUCCUUUAAAAAUCCUACUUUAAAGCUCCAUACAAGACCCCAUGAUGCUGCUGUUUAUAGCUCAGGUUGAGACACCCCUCCCAGUUUAUUUUUUUUCAGGAAGACACAGGUUAGACCUUGGUUAACCCAAUCCCUCAUUCUCAGACUCAGUGAGAGGUAGUACCAUGGAUGAACAGUAUCAACAGCUUCUAUCCCAUCUGCCCCAUGACACUGCAAGUGUCCUGUAACUCCUUUGUACAGUAAUUAUGCACUUAACCACACAAUCUCCAUGGUGUUUGAACAGCCAGCUACGUAGAAUUAAGUUUGUGUACAUAUAGUAGAGGUUUUCAUUGUUUCAAAAAGGACAUAUAAGUUGUUUGACAAUACCAAAGAGAAGCAGAAUUCCUAGGUUAACAUUUGCUUCAUACAUUCUCAUAUCAGGGCAGCUGAAGUGAUCACGUGUACUUUGAUACAGCAGAGGCUUAUUUUUAUACCCAUGGAGGCAGCUACCAUCAUGUUACACUUCAGAAUCCUUUAAGAGCUCCAACAGAAAAGUAACUGGAGAAAGCUUGUUCAUUUGCUUGUAAUCCAUAGCAAUGUUUGUUCAUUUAAAAGUCUGUCAUAUUUAUAAUUAUGGCUUUUAUGAAGUUUAAAAUAAAAUGAGUUUUCCAUUAAUUUAUUAUAGACACACAGUUCUGCCUGUUUGCUUGUGUGUUUGAAGGGUGAUUUACCUGCUAAGUCUGGAGGUCGCCAAAGGAAGAAGGCUGCAGCAUGGUCUUUCAACAAAUCUCACGGAAGUGGGGUAUAAAAGUAAGGGCAGGGUGGGUUCCACGCACUUUUGUACUUCCUCAUCAAUGGUUUUACCCUGCUUGGAGCUGAACCCAAUCAGGAUAUAGCACACACAACUAUUUUUAUAUCCUGAUGGAACACAAAACUAAUUUGUUGCCUAAGUGCAGAGAGUUUGGGUUUCUAGUCAGAACUGGCAAAAUGGGAGGAAAUGCAAUAGCAAGAGAGGUUAAAAAAAAAAACCAAACCAGAAAAAGGAAAAAAAAUCACCACCAAAAAACCAUCCAAACAACCUAGGAAAAUGUAACUGGCAUUGACUGGGAGGUCUGCAAAAGUAAGAUUCAACCACAAAUACCUCUGCAAAUUUUUCUAACUGAAUACAGCACAGACAAUAGGUCAGCUACAGAAGUUUAAGUAAAAACAUUUAAUGCAAUGUGGCACUUCUUACUGCUUUUCAUUUCAUAUUUAAUACUGCCUACCCCAGCUUUUCCCCAAGUAAUGGUCACAUCAGAAGUUGUAACCACAGACUUCUUUCCUAAGCACUUUUUGGGCCUAGGAACUGCUGGCAAUGGAAGAUUUCAGCCUUCAAGUCUUCGGAAGAUGCGAACGUAUAAAUGUUUAAAGCUACUACAGCGUAACAGUUAUAAUGUGUUGAAUCUAUUUUUUAUGAAAACAGGAUUCUUUACCUCCAAUUCUGCACGGCCUUACAGCCAAUUUCAGCAGCAUUAGGUACAGAGGUGUUGUGUAACAGAAUACCUCCCUCCUUCAGCACACUAAGGGAUUUUGGAAAACCUGACUAAAGCUCUGGUCUUGUGGCACAGUUCAGAAUAAAAAGUGAAUCACAUAUGCAGAGAUUCAGGAAGCUGGAAGGAGGCAACAGUUGCCCAUGUACCUCAAUGAUGAUAAUACCAGAGUUACUCCAGACUGCAGUCUUCAGCUUGAAGUGGAUAUUUGGAGACUAAACUUGCUGCACAAGAAGAUUCGGUUCCUAGAGCUUUGGAUAAACUUCACUUGCACAGACUCAAAAUGUGGAAAACAAAAAUGUUUACUGUAGUGUGAAGAAUUUUACAUUAACUUUGAGAAUAGAUACACAAGCUGUGGCAGGGAUGAAAUACAACAGGACUGCAAAAACAUAGAAUAGAAAAUACUUUGGGCAAUACUAAAAUUCCCAUCAAAUUAACAAUAUAAACUGACGUUUUAGAUAAAAUGGUGCUUUCAGAAAUGCUUAGUCACCAAAACUGAAGAGUCCUAGGAUUUUUUUACUACCACUUAUUAGCAUAAUUAUCAGACACUACUACUGUCUAACAGCUGCUGUCAAAACAUUCCCCGUGCCCUUUCUAGUUUUAUUGAACACUUUCUCUAGGGCAUACUAAAAUCCCAAGUCCCUUUAACAGUUAUAAACCCCCACAAAGUACAACCUACGGAGAAGCUUAAGAACACAUUGUCAAUCUACACUGGCAAUUCCUUUUCUUCAUGCAUAUUUCAAGGGUGAAUCCCUUAUCAUAGCUGUCUGGAAAACAUCUAUGACUCCCAUU
Messenger RNA from Pseudopipra pipra, 8029 nucleotides. RefSeq names its product calpain 7 (gene CAPN7). Bases 97 to 2538 code for a protein of 813 amino acids. Gene Ontology annotation, biological process: proteolysis. Lineage: Eukaryota; Metazoa; Chordata; Aves; Passeriformes; Pipridae. Gene Ontology annotation, molecular function: calcium-dependent cysteine-type endopeptidase activity. The record is from RefSeq and is a predicted model, not a curated record. The transcript has 21 exons.